AUGGCCGCGGGCGUACCGAGUAACAAGUUGGAUCGUGUAAAAUCACGGGAGAGCAGAGAAUACCGCAAGGCAAUAUACCAGAAAUGCUUUGCUGUCACAAAUGCAUGCGAGGAAGAGUUCUAUCAGGCACUUGGCGAAAAGGACGCACAGAUCGCCGGCAUGCAAUUGGAAAUACAACGUCUCCACGCCGAUAGGGCCGAGGAUGCCGCCAAAAUCCAGCAGCAAGUGAUAGAAAAUGGUAAAAUCUUUUUUGAAGCACGACGCCUGGAAAACGAACUGCAUGAGUUGCGUCAGCAGAUGAAUCUCAUGGCUGCCAACAUGCAAGCACAAAUCCAGCAGCAGGAGAAUCAGCUAGCCUCACAGCAUGCGAUUGGCGAGGUCGCUGCGGCGAAUGCUCUACUCUGGAGCAUGGUCAACAAUCCAGUGAGUGGACCGCAGAUUCCUUAUGUGCCAGAGUCAGGAUUGGCUGACGGAGGCUGGCCUGACCAAAGCGCCCUCGACUUUCCCGUCCACGAAUGCUCUCUUCAACCACAGCACUCGAUUGAUCUUAAUUUGACAUGA
Molecule: messenger RNA, 561 nt
Organism: Penicillium angulare
Lineage: Eukaryota; Fungi; Ascomycota; Eurotiomycetes; Eurotiales; Aspergillaceae
Exons: 2
Coding region: 1-561 (186 amino acids)
Source: RefSeq, a predicted model, not a curated record